Messenger RNA from Aspergillus campestris IBT 28561, 1581 nucleotides. It is a transcript of the gene cbhB, whose product is annotated as putative 1,4-beta-D-glucan-cellobiohydrolyase. Gene Ontology annotation, biological process: carbohydrate metabolic process. The transcript has a single exon. Lineage: Eukaryota; Fungi; Ascomycota; Eurotiomycetes; Eurotiales; Aspergillaceae. Gene Ontology annotation, molecular function: cellulose binding; hydrolase activity, hydrolyzing O-glycosyl compounds. Gene Ontology annotation, cellular component: extracellular region. The record is from RefSeq and is a predicted model, not a curated record. The coding region runs from base 1 to 1581 and encodes 526 amino acids.
AUGCCCUCCUCAUAUAGCAUCUGGAAGAACCUUCUGCUGCUCGCUGCCUACAUGGGCGCGGUGCAGGCCCAGAAAGUUGGCACGCAGAAGACCGAAACUCAUCCUGCCAUGACCUGGCAGACAUGCAACAGCAGCGGCACCUGCACAACCAACAAAGGCCAGGUCGUCAUCGACGCCAACUGGCGGUGGGUGCACACCGUUGAGGGGUACACCAACUGCUACACGGGCAACACCUGGGAUUCCAAAAUCUGUCCGGACGACGAGACCUGCGCCGAGAACUGCGCUGUAGAUGGCGCCGAUUACCAGGCCACCUACGGGGCGAGCACCUCCGGUGACGCCCUUCGCCUGAACUUCGUGACCCAAGGCGCGCAGAAGAACAUCGGCUCGCGUCUCUACCUCAUGAAGGACGAGAAUACCUACGAAAUGUUCAAGCUGCUGAACCAGGAGUUCACCUUUGACGUCGACGUCUCCAACCUGCCCUGUGGCCUGAACGGCGCUCUCUACUUCGUCUCCAUGGACGCCGACGGUGGAAAGUCCAAGUACCCCACCAACGAAGCUGGCGCCAAAUACGGCACGGGCUACUGUGACUCCCAGUGCCCGCGCGACCUGAAGUUCAUCAACGGCAAGGCCAACGUGGAGGGCUGGGAGGCGUCCGAGAACGACGCCAACGCGGGCACAGGCCACCACGGCUCGUGCUGCGCUGAGAUGGACAUCUGGGAGGCCAACAGCAUCUCGACCGCCUACACCCCGCACCCCUGCGACGUCCCCGAGCAGGUUAUGUGCGAGGGCGACGCCUGCGGCGGCACGUACAGCAAGGACCGCUACGCGGGCACCUGCGACCCCGACGGAUGCGAUUUCAACUCGUUCCGCCAGGGCGACAAGACUUUCUACGGGCCUGGCAUGAAGAUCGACACCAAGAGCAAGGUGACGGUCGUGACGCAGUUCAUCACCUCUGACAACACCGCGACCGGCACUCUGUCCGAGAUCCGCCGGUUCUACGUGCAGAACGGGAAGGUGAUCCCCAACUCGGAGUCGACCUACUCCGAGGCCCCUGGCAACUCGAUCACGGAGUCGUUCUGCAGCGCCCAGAAGAAGCUCUUCGGCGAUACCAAUGUCUUUGAGAAGCACGGCGGCAUGGCGGGCAUGGGCGCUGCCCUGCAGGAGGGCAUGGUGCUCGUCAUGAGUCUCUGGGAUGACCACAAUUCCAACAUGCUGUGGCUGGACAGCAACUACCCCACAGACAAGGCGUCCACCGUUCCCGGCGUUGCCCGCGGUACCUGCGAUAUCUCGUCGGGUGUUCCCGAAGACGUUGAGAGCAAUGACGCCGACUCGUCGGUCGUCUACUCCAACAUCAAGGUCGGACCCAUUGGCUCGACCUUCAAGGGCUCGACUGGCGGCGACGGUGGCUCCACGACAACCGUACGCCCUCCCACCUCGACCACCACUGGUGGUGGCAGCAGCGAGACGGGACUGGCGGCGCACUACGGCCAGUGUGGUGGCAUUGGCUGGAAGGGGCCAACCAAGUGCGAGAGCCCGUAUGUUUGCACCAAGUCGAAUGACUUCUACUCGCAGUGUCUGUAA